Messenger RNA from Limulus polyphemus (Atlantic horseshoe crab), 1316 nucleotides. RefSeq names its product alkylglycerol monooxygenase-like. The transcript has 11 exons. The coding region runs from base 146 to 1285 and encodes 379 amino acids. NCBI's taxonomy places the organism in Eukaryota, Metazoa, Arthropoda, Merostomata, Xiphosura, Limulidae. Gene Ontology annotation, molecular function: iron ion binding; oxidoreductase activity. The record is from RefSeq and is a predicted model, not a curated record. Gene Ontology annotation, cellular component: endoplasmic reticulum. Gene Ontology annotation, biological process: lipid biosynthetic process.
UCAGUUACUCGUCGUGCCCGUAUAUGAUUGCGUGUUGUAACACACUGAAUAAACACUACGUAGCGACGACUCUUGAUAUUAAGAUUGAUUUCGGAACACCAAAAUUUGCUGAACCAAGACACAAAAAGAAGAAUUAAUUAAAAAAAUGGAUGAAAUACUUAGUUUAAAACGCCUUGGUUACUUAUUUUACAUCGUCGAUCCUAGAAAGCACAUAUUUGAAAAAAUUGAAGAAGUCCCACACUACAUCAAUGAGGCACUGCCUUUGUUCUUCCUCGGGUACGUACUAGAACUAGUUGUGGCAAAAUGGAAAAACAAAAAAUAUCACCGUACCAACGACACUAUAACAAGCGUUUCGCAAGGGAUACUUAAUGAAAGCACAAAGUUGUUUAUCCGAGGAUUCCAAGUGUACCUAUACAUAUGGAUAUAUGACAACUGGCGUUUGGUGACCCUACCUUGGAAUUCAAUUUGGACCUGGCUACUCUCUUUAUUUGGAGUGGACUUCUUCUACUAUUGGGGUCACAGAUUCUGCCAUGAGAUAAACAUCUUAUGGACAAUCCACCAAGUACAUCACAGUUCAGAAGAAUUUAACAUUACCAGCGGUCUUCGCCAGACUUUGUUUGUAUACUACAUAAUAUCGCUGGUCUAUCUCCCACUGGCCUUAGGAAUCCCUCCUGCUAUAUUUUUCACGCAUCACGAUCUUAAUCUUGUUUAUCAAGUUUGGAUACAUACUCGGGUUGUAGGAAACUUGGGGCCCUUAGAGUAUAUUCUCAAUACACCCAGCCAUCAUCGAGUGCACCAUGGUUGUAACAGAUACUGCAUUGACAAGAACUAUGCUGGAGUUUUCAUUAUUUGGGACAGGAUGUUCGGUACCUUUCAGGCUGAGGAUGAAGAAAUUGUGUUUGGCUUAACUCAGCCUAUACAAACGUUUAACCCAGUGUAUGUACAGUUUUCUGCCUAUGGGAAAAUGUUAAAAACCUUCUGGAACAUUAAAGGAUUCAAAAACAAAUUGUCGGUGCUCUUCAAAGGCCCUGGUUGGUCUCCAGGGAAACCUAGACUUGGACUGAAAGAAGACAUCCCUGAUAUCCAUGCUCCACGGGAGAAGUACGAUCCUCAGCUACCCAUGUGGUGUAUAGUGUAUCUCCAUUUCCACUCCUACGUUGUAGCUGCUUUCUACAUUGACUUGGCUCUUCAGCAUCAGGUAAUACCUCAAGUGGUAUUAGUUAGUGGAGUGGUGUUCUGUUUCAUUUCAAUCGUGUCGUUUUCUGCUGUCAUGGACAAAAGGUGAGUCUAUCUAAGGGUUAUGAACCUGUAACCCA